This is a messenger RNA of Anopheles coustani, 2016 nucleotides long. RefSeq lists its product as uncharacterized. Gene Ontology annotation, molecular function: serine-type endopeptidase activity. The record is from RefSeq and is a predicted model, not a curated record. Gene Ontology annotation, biological process: proteolysis. Bases 1 to 2016 code for a protein of 671 amino acids. Lineage: Eukaryota; Metazoa; Arthropoda; Insecta; Diptera; Culicidae. The transcript has 7 exons.
AUGAAUCGCUUCGGUUUGCUGUGGGAUGAGGCCGACAUAUAUUCGUUGUACGAAUGUGGAGCCACGUUGAUCGACCAUCAGUUCCUGAUGACAUUGGCAUCUUGCGUGACGUCAAGCAAGGGAUAUCCGAGAUACGUCGCCCAGAGCAAUGCAGAGCGAGUAGCCAUCACAGAUGUGUACGUGUCGCCAAAGUACCGUCGAGAUAGUCCUGCGAACAACAUUGCAUUGAUAAAGAUUGAGAAAUAUGUCAACACCAAUAUGUAUCGACCAGCAUGUCUUUGGAAUCGAAAUAUCGACGGAGAGUGGUCUGGUGAUUCCAUUUUCAGCGCAUAUGGACCAGCUGUGACUUAUGAGCCAGGAUCGAGAUCAAACGAUAUUACUAUUUUCGUCAGGGAGCCAUUGUUUUUUGAGACUCCUCCAAGCGAUUAUAACGAAAGAACAACACUGCGGGAUUGCCCAAAGCGGUUUUACUCCAACGUUGGUGACUUUCUUAGACCCGUUGGAGGCCUUGGAGGGGUGCGAGCGUAUCGUGGAGAGUUCCAACAUAUGGUUGCCAUCGGUUGGACACGUUCCAAUAUAUCUGUACAAUAUCUCUGUGGUGGAAGUUUGAUAACCAAUAAAUUUGUGCUAACCGCAGCACAUUGUGCGGCAGAUUCAGAAAACAUCCCUCCCGAUACUGUGCGCAUCGGUGAUACCGACCUCGGGAGUCCGGAAGACGAUAACUUUGCUCAACAGAUUAAGAUCGCGCGAUUCAUUAAACAUCCUCAGUAUAGGGUCUCGAAGGCUUAUUUUGAUGUAGCGCUCAUAGAGCUACAAAGACAGGCCACAUUUUCAGACGCUGUCUGCAAAGCAUGUUUGUGGCGAGAAGAUGAUGUUCCCCGAGAGCGGAUGGAUGCGAUUGGCUUCGGGGCGACAGGCUUUGGCGAGGCGCUUAGUCCAACACUACAGCGCGUGGAGCUAGAUGCGAUCGACCGAAGCAAUUGUACUAGUAGAAUAACAAUAAAUCGUCGUCGAAUGCCAGACGGAUUCCGGAAGGACCAAUUCUGUGCUGCAAGCAGCAAUAUGGACACUUGCGAAGGAGACUCUGGUGGGCCAAUCGGUGUGAAGAGGGUGGAUGUCGGAGGAGCAGAGCAUGCUCUAAUAGUUGGAGUAGUAUCUUUCGGUACUCCAUGCAUCGUUGGAUCCACCGGCGUUUAUAGCAAGAUAAGCGAAUUCGCGGACUGGAUUGAACAGGUGACGAAUACAUCAUUUGCUUAUUCAGAAUGCAUCAGGUCAUCUUAUUGUAUAGGGCGAGUUCGGAAACAUAUUCCUGUGGAGUUUGGUGACAACUACGCCAUGAAUCGCUUCGGUUUGUUGUGGGAUAAUACCGAGACAUCUUCGUUGUACGAAUGUGGAGCUACUUUAAUCGAUCAUCAGUUUCUGAUGACAUUGGCAUCCUGCGUGAUGUCCAGCAAGGGCUAUCCAAAAUAUGUUGCCCAGAGCAAAGCAGAGCGAAUAGCCAUUACAGAUGUGUACGUGUCGCCAAAGUACCGCCGAGAUAGUCCUGCGAAUAACAUUGCAUUGAUAAAGAUAGAGAAAUUCGUCAAUAUCAACAAACUCCGGCCAGCAUGUCUUUGGAAUCGACACAUCGACGGAGAGUGGUCUGGUGAUUCUCUUUUCAGUGCCUAUGGACCUAUUGUGACCUAUCAGCCAGAACGUUUGUUGACAAACAGUACUAUUUUCGUCAACGCUAAAGGUCAAAGCACAUGUGACAUGGACAAGACGGAUGCAAGUGAUGUGUUUUGCUAUAAGAACAGUGUUAAUUUGGUACCUGGAUUUUGUGCGAUGGACUAUGGUGCACCGGUCAUAAACGGUACGUUAUGGGGGCAGUCCCCUGUGUUUGCUUAUGGUCUAGUAUCAACAUUGAGUAAAGACUGUGGAUCAAACUUGUAUGUGACCGAAGUGACACCCCACAUUGAAUGGAUUGAGUCUAUCAUCAUCCGCAGGCGCGACCAGUAUCUUGUGUUUUCAGAUUGA